AUGACGACGACCAUGAGCAGGGUGAAGCAAGCCACCGCGACCACGACGAACUGCGACGCCGUCAGCCCCAGGAUGCAGACGGGGUCGCCGCACGAGCCCACCGGCGUCGGCGUCGGGGCAUUCGUAGAUGCUGUCGUAAAGGAAUUGGUCGGGGUGGCCGUAGAAACAGCCGUGACUGAAGGGUUAGGGGUUGUGGUCGUUUUAACUUCACUGCUUGUAACUGUAGUUGUAAAAGGAUCAUUGGUUAGGGUUGUAAGCUCAGUGGCUGUAGUUGUAGACUUAGCGGUUGUAGUUGUAAGCUCAGUGGUUAUAGUUGUAGGCUCAGGGGUUGUAGUUGCAGGCUCAGCGGUUGUAGUUGUAAGCUCAGUGGUUAUAGUUGUAGGCUCAGGGGUUGUAGUUGCAGGCUCAGCGGUUGUAGUUGUAAGCUCAGUGGUUGUAGUUGUAGGCUCAAGGGUUGUGGUGGUUGUGGGCUCUGUGUUUGUAGUUGUAGGCUCAGGGGUUGUAGUGGUGGUUGUAGUUAUAGGCUCAAGGGUUGUGGUUGUUGUAGGCUCAGUAGUUGUAGUUGUAGGCUCAGGGGUUGUGGUGGUUGUGGGAUCUGUGGUUAUAGUUGUAGGCUCAGGGGUUGUGGUUGUUAUAGGCUCAGUAGUUGUAGGCUCAGGGGUUGUGGUGGUUGUAGGAUCUGUGGUUGUAAUUGUAGACUCAAUGGUUGUGAUGGUUGUGGGCUCUGUGGUUGCAGUUGUAGGCUCAGGGGUUGUGGUGGUUGUGGGCUCUGUGGUUGUAGUUGUAGGCUCAGGGGUUGUAGUGGUUGUGUGCUCUGUGGUUGUAGUUAUAGGCUCUGUGGUUGUAGUUGUAGGCUCAGGGGUUGUAGUUGUAGACUCAAUGGUUAUAGUGGUUGUGGGCUCUGUGGCUGUAGUUGUAGGCUCAAGGGUUGUGGUGGUUGUUGUGGGCUCUGUGGUUGUAGUUGUAGGCUCAAGGGUUGUGGUGGUUGUGGGCUCUGUGGAUCUGUGUGUAGGCUCAGGGGUUGUGGUGGUUGUGGGCUCUGUGGUUGUAGUUGUAGGCUCUGCGGUUGUAGUUGUAGGCUCAGUGGUUGUAGAUGUAGGCUCAGGGGUUGUGGUUGUAGACUCAGGGGUUGUGGUUGUAGGCUCAUGUGUUGUAGUUGUAGGGGUUGUAGUUGUAGGCUCAUGGGUUGUGGUGGUUAUAGGCUCUGUAGUUGUAGUUGUAAGCUCUGUGGUUGUAGUUGUAGGCUCAGGGGUUGUAGUUGUAGACUCAGGGGUUGUGGUUGUAGGCUCAGGUGUUGUAGUUGUAGGCUCUAUGGUUGUAGUUGUAGGCUCAGUAAUUGUAGUUGUAGGCUCAUAGGUUGUAGUUGUAGGCUCAGGUGUUGUAGUUGUAGGCUCAGGGGUUGUAGUUGUAGGCUCAAGGGUUGUGGUGGUUGUGGGCUCUGUGGUUAUAGUUGUAAGCUCUGUGGUUGUAGUUUUAGGCUCAGGGGUUGUAGUUGUAGACUCAGAGGUUGUGGUUGUAGGCUCAGGUGUUGUAGUUGUAGGCUCAGGGGUUGUAGUUGUAGACUCAGGGGUUGUGGUUAUAGGCUCAGGGGUUGUAGUUGUAGGCUCAUGGGUUGUGGUGGCUGUGAGCUCUGUGGUUGUAGUUGUGGGCUCUGUGGUUGUAGUUGUAGGCUCAGGGGUUGUAGUUGUAGACUCAGGGGUUGUGGUUGUAGGCUCAGGGGUUGUAGUUGUAGGCUCAGGGGUUGUAGUUGUUGGCUCAAGGGUUGUGGUGGUUGUGGGCUCUGUGGUUGUAGUUUUAGGCUCAGGGGUUGUAGUUGUAGGCUCAGGGGUUGUGGGCUCUGUGGUUGUAGUUGUAGGCUCAGAGGUUGUAGUUGUAGGCUCGGGGGUUGUAGUUGUAGGCUCAGUGGUUGUAGUUGUAGGCUCAGGGGUUGUAGUUGUAGGCCCAAGAGUUGUAGUUGUAGGAUCUGUGGUUGUAGUUGUAGGCUCAGGGGUUGUGGUGGUUGUAGGCUCUGUGGUUGUAGUUGUAGGAUCAGGGGUUGUAGUUGUAGGCUCAGGGGUUGUAGUUGUAGGCUCGGGGGUUGUAGUUGUAGGAUCUGUGGUUGUAGUUGUAGGCUCAGGGGUUGUGGUGGUUGUGGGCACUGCGGUUGUAGUUGUAGGCUCAGGGGUUGUGGUGGUUUUAGGCUCUGUGGUUGUAGUUGUAGGCUCAGGGGUUGUAGUUGUAGGCUCGGGGGUUGUAGUUGUAGGCUCAGGGGUUGUGGUGGUUGUGGGCUCUGUGGUUGUAGUUGUAGGCUCAGGGGUUGUGGUAGUUUUAGGCUCUGUGGUUGUAGUUGUAGGCUCAGGGGUUGUAGUUGUAGGCUCGGGGGUUGUAGUUGUAGGCUCAGGGGUUGUGGGCUCUGCGGUUGUAGUUGUAGGCUCAGGGGUUGUGGUGGUUUUAGGCUCUGUUGUUGUAGUUGUAGGCUCAGGGGUUGUAGUUGUAGGCUCUGUGGUUGUAGUUGUAGGUUCAGGGGUUGUGGUGGUUGUGGGCUCUAUGGUUGUAGUUGUAGGCUCGGGGGUUGUAGUUGUAGGCUCUGUGGUUGUAGUUGUAGGCUCAGGAGUUGUAGUUGUAGGCUCUGUGGUUGUAGUUGUAAGCUCAGGGCUGUUCACGGUAGAAGUAAAUUCACAGUUAGUUUAG
This is a messenger RNA of Penaeus indicus, 2670 nucleotides long. RefSeq lists its product as uncharacterized. Lineage: Eukaryota; Metazoa; Arthropoda; Malacostraca; Decapoda; Penaeidae. The transcript has 9 exons. The record is from RefSeq and is a predicted model, not a curated record.